Messenger RNA from Copidosoma floridanum, 522 nucleotides. RefSeq lists its product as uncharacterized. NCBI's taxonomy places the organism in Eukaryota, Metazoa, Arthropoda, Insecta, Hymenoptera, Encyrtidae. The record is from RefSeq and is a predicted model, not a curated record.
AUGACAGGAUUAAGUUCCUUCGAUUAUUUAGAUUUUUUAGAAUCUGUUGUCAAAGAAGUACUUCCCAAUAUGGAAAUAAGUUUAUAUCAAAAUUCUGCACAACUGUCGAUCAAAGACAGAAUAGGCUUUGAAAGUGUAAGAGCUGUAAUCGACGGAAUUGAAAUUAGUAUUCAAAAACCUAAGAAAAUAUGCUGUCAGGUGGAAGCCUACUCUACGUACAAGUCGGCGUAUACUAUGAAAUUCGUGACAGCUGUUUCACAAGGAGGUAUCAUAACUUUUGUAAGUAAGGCUUAUCCAGGAAGAUGCUCUGACAAAGCUAUAUUUGAAAAAAGCAAGUUGAUUCAUAAGCUUGAUCGUGACGAUAGUCUUAUAACUGAUAAAGGCUUUUUAAUUGAUGAUAUUUGCUUAUUGCAUGGCAUUCAAUUGAUAAGACCUCCAUUUUUGAGUGAUAAAAAACAAUUUUCCAAAGAAGAAGCCUUACUUAAUGCAAAAAUCGCCAAGGCUCGUGUGCACAUAGAAUGA